GUCGGCGUCGUCGUCCUGUGUCGAUUUCAAGAGCUAGCCAAGGUAUGUCGGCAAGGCCGAAGACAACAGCCUCUGCCCCCUGACAGCUGAUCUAUUGCAGAUUGUAUAACGCUUCAUGAUAUGGACUGAAAAGUUGUAAUCAUCAUCAGUAUUGCCAAGACCUUGGAAUCCUCCACAUGAAUUGUAUGGGCCCAAAAGACUGGGGAUUGAAAGGAGCAAACCAACCAACCAAGAGAACCCUGAGUCCUGAUAAUUUUCUGAGUCUUUACAAUCUCGCGUGCAUGAAACCAUGCUCACAAAAAAAUGGAUCCGGGUUAUUGUCACAGUCGUACUGUUUGUGGUACUGGUGAGAGUCUACAUAAAGAGGAGAACAAGGAAAGAAGAGAAAGGUUUAGAGUUGGAAAUAAAGUUCCCAGCACUUGUGAGAGGAAGAAGUGGUGCAAAGAAAAGAAUUCCACCAGACUACAAUUACACCACAGUAUUUAAUGACAAAUAUUCCUUCUCUAAUGGAAAAAAUGCAAAUGGGAGCAGCUUGAUUCAGGAUUCUUGGAGGUCCAGAAAGUUUGUUAACCCUGUUGACCCAAAGGUCAUUGACCCCGAGGCAGAGGCUACCAUGUGGAUGGAGAUUACCAACCAUUCUGCUCCUCAAAUUGAAGAGAUGAGGGCGCUUGUUCACAAGCGCUGGACGGCAAAUAGAGAGGGCCUCUUGAAAUUUAGACAACAACUUGAAGAAUUCAAGGCCAGUGUUAUGAAUGCUACUCUGACCCAGAAUAACACUCGACCGGGACAGAAAAUAAGAUACUCCCUCAACCGAGAUGCCUUUGCUAACAUUACAUCAGAAAUCUUCAGUUUUCUUCCCAAGGAAUCUCUGUUUUCAAAGGUCAAGUUUCCAAAGUGUUCUGUGGUUGGUGCUAGUGGGAUAUUGGUAAACAGUAAAUGCAGUGAACAGAUAGAUAAUGCAGACUUUGUCUUCAGAUGUAAUCUGCCAGAUCUGAAAGGAUUUGAGACGGAUGUUGGAAUGAAAUCAAACCUUACUACAAUAAACACAAUAUCAAUCAUUGCUAAAAGGUAUAAUUUCAUGCAGACAAUAAGUGACAGUAAGAAGUUCAUCCGGACAUUGCAAGAUUUCCAUGGUUACCUGUGGAUGCCCUUAUUUGGACUCAAAUCAGGAUUGUCAUACAGUAUGAGAGUAGCAAGGCUCCUUCACCAGUCCAAAGACAUUCCAAACUUAAAGCUCAUUAUUGGCAAUCCGGAUCAUUUUUCUGCAGUCCAGGACUUUUGGAGGACCAGGUUUCUCAGUACAAGAAUAAGCACAGGUUUAUAUGUUGUCACCCUGGCUCUCUCCGUCUGUGACGAGACCAACCUGUAUGGAUUCUGGCCAUUCUCCAGGGAUUUGAACCUCCGUCCUUUAAAGUACCAUUACUACGAUGACCUUGAUGGACCCCUCGCUGUACAUAGCUUCACUGAGGAGUUCAGCACAAUGCUCAAUAUGCACAAAGAUGGCCUCUUAAGAAUGCACUUUGACAAGUGCUCUUGAAGCGAUUAGGACGUUGCUUUGGUCAUGCAGAGGAUGUCCAUCACAGUAAGUCAUUGAUUGUUUGGCAGAAGGGAAGGAAAUCAAACAUCAAAUUUCCUUCUCUUUUUUCUUACCUAGCUCUUUUUUUAAAGGGCUAUUCAGUACUUCAUUUCAGAUGUUGUAAAGGAAAACUGUAUCUGUUACUAUUUUCCACAAUGAUGUGAUUUGAUUUGAUUUUGUGAUUGAAGUUACUAAUGUUUUGAAAAGCUUUUAGAUCUAUGCACACUCACCGUAACAUUAAUGACCCAUGACCAUUUCAAAUAUGCAUGAAAUUAUUGCUAGUGUAACUUUCUGCAUAUACUUGCGUGUGUGUGUAUUUGAGUUUUGUCAGACAUGUAUCGAUCAGAUAUGAUUGUUAACAUCUGGGACCGACCUUUAAACGUCACCAUCCGAAAGACGUGACCAGGGCUCGAACCUCUGCAUCAAUUUGUAACUUCCCCCACAGCUUGGAUUACAGGCGCACGCCACAACGCCCAGUUUAUAUACUGGCAGUCCAUGGUUGUACUAUUUAACAUGAUCUUUCUUAACUUUGAUUUUAGUACAUGUACUUUUGAACUCAUGAACAGAAAAUCCAGAAAGUUUGAAGAGUCAUUUUUGAGAUGUCCUGAUAAAGUGGAUUUUGACAUGGCUUGUGAGAUUGUUCAAACACGACAAAUUCAAAUUCGUUUUAGAUUACAUGUACAUGUAUCUUGUACUGGUGAUUUUGAUCCUAAGAAUGGGUUUGCAUCCAGUUGUGUAUAUCAACAAUACACAAUUUGCACUGGCGCAUAGCAGUGUCCGCUGCUAUCUGAGUUGCAUCAAGAGAAAAUACAAGUUGAAUAUCAUCCGCAUAAAUAUGGUAGUCAGUUAUGUGAUGGAAUAUAACUUGACGCUAUCCAAUCAAAUAAAUUAAAAGAAAAAAAAACACCUUGUGGUACACUAUGAGUCAGAGAUACUGGUGAUUUGGAUCCUAAGAAUGACUUUGCAUCCAAUGAAUAAUGUUAGCAUAAAUAUGGUAGUCAGUUGUGAUGGAAUAUAACUUGACGCUAUCCAAUCAAAUAAAUUAAAAGAAAAAAACACCUUGUGGUACACUAUGAGUCAGAGAUACUGGUGAUUUGGAUCCUAAGAAUGACUUUGCAUCCAAUGAAUAACGUUAGCAUAAAUAUGGUAGUCAGUUGGGAUGGAAUUUAACAUGCUGCCAUCCAAUCGAAUAAAUUGAAGAAAAAAGCCUUGUGGUACACUAUGGGUCAGAGAUAAAGCAACUGAUUUAUGCAUACAGUCUGUGAAUAGGAAGAAAGAUGGGAUUCAAAGCACUUGAAUGAAUUUUCAAUCAGUCAACCUGAGCUUUCAGUAACUGGUGGUUUGAGAGUUGCGUGUACCAGUCAAAAGUACUCUACCGUUGACCCUGCAUGUUUUACACACUUAAACAAGGGCAAUUGAUGAUGGCUAUACAUCCUCAUUUUGCAUUUGGACCCACCUGUGCUAAAGGAUUUUUACAUGUAUGUUUGUUAUAUUUUUUAGAUUGUUCUUUUGGCCUGAUGUUGCUAUCAUAAAUUGAUGAAAAGUGGCCCAUGAAUGCCACAUAAUAAACCAUAAUUAAAUAAUGUGACAAUAGUGGAAUGAGCAGUCAACCCAAACCAAAUAUAGCUAGGAUAUAGCCAGGGGCCGAAGCCACUUGCUCCUGGGACUGAAACAGGGUUUCCCCCUUCAGAGCCUGUACGGAUGCAUGCUAGGUUUGUCAUCCCCAUAGGGAGCUUGGCGAGCUAGGAGCCAAGUUAGACAAGCUAGUAACCUUGACUUCUAACCUCCCCACUUCAUCAAAAGCCUCUUCACAUUUUUCUCAUUUACUUUGUAAAUCAGUGAAAUAUGUGUCAAGUAUAUAUUUUUUCUGUUCUCACAUUGAAAUUUGUUAAAUUUCAGGCCAAAAUGCCAAUGUUUUUAGGUGCAUGGCCAAUUUUUUUUUUUGGGGGGGGGCAGGGUUUAUACAAUUAGUAAUGCACAAAUGGGAAACAAAUAAUGAACAUUCAUUUCAUUUCAUUUAAUGGUAUAUUCAACAGACAUGUAUCGCAGUAAA
Molecule: messenger RNA, 3629 nt
Organism: Lytechinus variegatus (green sea urchin)
Lineage: Eukaryota; Metazoa; Echinodermata; Echinoidea; Temnopleuroida; Toxopneustidae
Product: alpha-N-acetylneuraminide alpha-2,8-sialyltransferase-like
Exons: 8
Coding region: 290-1537 (415 amino acids)
Biological process (GO): oligosaccharide metabolic process; N-glycan processing
Molecular function (GO): alpha-N-acetylneuraminate alpha-2,8-sialyltransferase activity
Source: RefSeq, a predicted model, not a curated record